UUAGUACAGCACAAAGAUUACAAAGCUCCAUUCGUUUAUAACAAUCAAAAUUUAGCGGAUAAUGUUAACUUGUAACAUGUCUAAUCGUUAAAAUAUAAUUAGGAUCUCAUAAACAUUUUCAGAUUAGUCAAAACCGAACGGCGUAGGAUGGACGAAAUUUUUAUCUAGAAAUGUGUAAAUUUUGUGGAUGAUUUAUAUAGAAGAAUCCGUAAAAAUAUAAUAUUAAAAAAAACCGUACUAUUUAGUUUCAUUUAAUAUACUUAUUGAAGAAAAAUUGGAAACAGAUAUCAAUUAUGUGCGAAAACGAACUGUCUUUGUUGAAAAACGAAAUGAAACCUCAACGUCCGAAAAGUUUAAAUGUAGCACCAACCGGACAAGUAUGCUCAGACGAUGAAGAGAUCGAUGUUGUUGAUGGGUCUGAUUCUGAAGAUGACACUGCAGACUCUCCUGGUUUUGAAUACGGACCUGACGGUGUUUCAUCUCCCAAAAAGCAAAGAAGAAAUAGAACCACAUUUACAGCUGAACAACUCCGAGAACUUGAAGCUAUCUUCCAACAUACCCACUACCCAGAUUGUACGCUUAGAGAACAGAUAGCCGACAAAGUUGACCUAACAGAAGCCAGAGUUCAGGUGUGGUUUCAAAACAGAAGAGCAAAAUGGAGGAAACAAGAAAAGAACAUAGUGCGCAUGUUCGACGUCUGGCGUCAUAGACUUGAUCAUUACCCAAUGGUUCCACAUCCUUUUGGUCUUGGACCAUCAGCUUUUUCAUCGGUGCGAUCUACAAUGUUCCCAUGGGCACCCCGACUUCCGAUGGGCUUCCCUCCAGUCCUUCCAUUUGCAGGAAUGAUCAACCCAUACAAAGCUGUUGAUAUUCCACCACUGCCACCAAAGUUAGGAGCUGAUCAGUCUCCAAUGUCUCCAAUGAGUCAUUAUGGUACCUAUGCUAGAGACUAUUUACAACGAAUAACUAGAGAGGCAAACGAAAAAUAUGAGAAAGAAUUAGCUGGUCGUCGGAAUAAUUCACCUUCACCCCUGGUCAGACAUCAUUCCACAUCAUCGAAGUCGUCGACAAUUUCAUCUCCAGCAUCGUCGGAAUCAACUACAGUCAGGCGAUCGUCCUCACGAUGAAACAUAUUUUGUUUUUGUUUUUCUAUCUGAAAGUGCGAAAACAAUUCCGUCCCUUUGAAAAAAAAAUGUUAUUUCUUUUAAAUGAUAGAGUAAAAAGAUGUUUUUAUUCCAUAUCACAGCUAAGCAAUUGUAAAAUAGUUUAGCGUGUUGAGUUCCGGAUGAAAAACCUCCAUAAACGACAUGCACACACACACACACAUUUAGGGGCGGAAACUACCAACAUUACAUUUUAAACUAGCAAUAUAUCAACCACGUUUAGUGUUCAAACGCUUAAAGCUACAGCAAAAACAUAAAAUCGUUAAUCAAUGCAUUCCGUGGUGAAACAUUAACCCUUGCCUUGAAACCACGACAUUUGAUCGUUCUUCAUCCAUAGCUUUACUAUCAUUCAGGUAUUGCACUUUUUAUUGAAUUGCAUGUCUGUACUUUUAAUUAAAGUAAGUUUAGUAAUCUCAGUAAUCUUCAGUAUGAAUUCUGGAAAUGUAAGCACAUUUCUUCUAACAUACACCCCUGAUAUAAAUCUAAAAUAUCUGUUUAAAGAGGUUUAACUGUUUCGUAAUACACUCAUACACUUUUUAAAAGUGAUUGAAAGUGUUUUUUUCUUCUUUUUCAUUGUUGUUCCUUUUUGCGAUAGUUUAUCUCUUUCAAAAUGAACAUUGAAGCACAACGCCUAAAUUAAGUUUUUUUGAUAAAAUUCCGUAGCACUGUACAUGCCUUUAUAUUUGUAAGCACAAGUGUACUAUCAUUAUUUCAAGGUGAAGAAUGUCAAAUUGUUCAUCUUUCCUAUAGUGAGAUCGUGAAAAUUUAACAAUAUUAUAUUUUAAACACAGUUUUUUUCAUAACGUUAACAUGAACUGGUAUGAACUGGUGUUUUUAGUUGAAAAAACAAAAAUCUUAUAAAAUUGUCAGAUUGUGUUUUGUCUAUAAUAAUAGAAAUGCCAUAUUUAGCAAUUGUACUACUUUAUUUAUGUAUAAACAUUAGUGUCCGUUUGCUAUUUUCUUUGCACGUAAAAUGUCAACAUUUUGGAACAGACAUUUAUGUUGAAUAAGAUCAAGUAAAGAGAAAGGCAAAGAAGUAGUUUUUUUAUGGGAUUACAAAGCUCACAUGUUUUUUUUGUUAUUUUCUUUACCAUACAUUUACUAUGUACUAUGAGUGCUUCAUAUUCAGUGUUUUAUUGUACAUAUAUAUGUUAACUAUAUACACAUGUAAUUAUUUGAUGUUGAUUAAUAAAUAAGUUUCAAACUGA
This is a messenger RNA of Mytilus trossulus (common blue mussel), 2371 nucleotides long. Its product is annotated as retinal homeobox protein Rx1-like. Lineage: Eukaryota; Metazoa; Mollusca; Bivalvia; Mytilida; Mytilidae. The coding region runs from base 294 to 1127 and encodes 277 amino acids. The transcript has 4 exons. Gene Ontology annotation, molecular function: RNA polymerase II transcription regulatory region sequence-specific DNA binding; DNA-binding transcription factor activity, RNA polymerase II-specific. The record is from RefSeq and is a predicted model, not a curated record. Gene Ontology annotation, biological process: regulation of transcription by RNA polymerase II.